AUGGGUCCUCCUGAAGACCCAAUGAGUCCUCCCCACACCCGCAGUGGGACUGAAUAUAGACCCAAAUAUUCAGACCCUUCCCCUGAUUCUUCAGGGGUCCCAAUGCUGCCUCUGCGUCAGGUAACUUCAGUGGCAGAGGGUGGCAGGCCGUUUAUGGUUUAUGUCCCUUUUACAACUAGUGACCUGUGUAACUGGAAGAAUCAGAACCCCUCGUUCUCUCAGAAUCCCCAGGGACUCAUCUUUCUUUUGGAGUCUGUAUUUCUUAUCCAUCAGCAUUGGGACGACUGUCAGCAACUCCUCCAGACUCUGUUCACUUCGGAGGAGAGAGAAAGAGUGAAAGCGGAGGGGAGAAAACUGGUCCUUGGACCAGAUGGCCAGUCAGUGUCAGACCCGGCACGGCUGGAGGCCGUUUUUCCAUUCUCCCGACCCUCGUGGGACCCCAACUCAGAUCAAGGUAAGGAGGCUCUCGAUCGGUAUCGCCAGACUCUGCUGAGGGGAGUCCGAGCAGCUGCGCGGAAGCCCACCAAUCUGUCUAAGGUAACUGAAACUGUGCAGGGACCGAAUGAAUCCCCGGCUGUUUUUCUAGAGCGCUUGUGUGAAGCCUACAGGCAUUACACCCCCAUAGAUCCAGAGGCGCCAGAAAACAGGCGGGCAGUUAACAUUGCUUUCAUGUCCCAGUUGGCCCCAGAUAUAAGAAAAAAGUUACAAAAGUUAGAAGGCUUUGAGGGCAAGAUGCUGUCAGAGUUGGUAGAGGCAGCACAGAAGACGUUCAACAAUAGAGAAGACCCCAGUGAACUAACCAAAAAGAUGGCACAGGUUUUAUUAACCAUGAACAGGGAAAAAGGAGAUGGAAGGAGAGGAAACCAGAAAGGAAGAGGAGCAAGGCCUGGGGAUAAGCGCCCUCAGCGAUCGGGGCUGGGGAAGAACCAGUGUGCCUACUGUAAAGGAGAAGGCCACUGGAAAAAUGAAUGCCCUCAGCGCCCUCAGGGGCGCCCGGCCCCGGUGUUAGUCGAAGAAGUGGACUGAGGGGGCCGGGGCUCCGUCUUCACUAGCCCCCAGAAGCCCAGGGUCACUUUGAAAGUUGGGGGCAAACCAGUAGAUUUCCUUAUUGAUACCGGAGCUACGUUCUCAGUCCUACAACAGGCGGAAGGUCCGGUGUCUAAAGAGUGAACCCUUAUUCAAGGAGCUACUGGGAAGACAAAAUCAUAUCCAUGGACUCAGGCCCGAAUAACCAAUUUAGGGGCUGGGACAGUGACCCACUCAUUCCUAGUGAUGCCAGAAUGUCCUUACCCCUUACUAGGACGGGACCUCCUCAGCAAAUUAUAAGCCACCAUCUCAUUCCAGGAGGAAGGAGCAAAAAUAGCCCUUAAUGCCAUACCUGACACCGUGCUCCUGACAUGUCCAUUAAGUGAGGAAUACAUCCUCACCGAGGAUCCCGGGGAAACUACGUUGGCCCAAAGCACUUCACUGCUCCAAGAACUACAGCAAAAGAUACCAGGAGUAUGGGCUGAAAGAAAUCCCCCUGGGUUGGCGACUCACAGGCCCCCGAUUGUAGUACAGCUCACUAGUACUGCUGUUCCAAUACGGGUUAAGCAAUACCCAAUAAGCCAGAAGGCCCGGAAGGGCAUCGCAGUGCAUAUAAAAAGACUGAAGGAGGCCGGGAUCUUGGUGCCCUGUCACUCCUCGUGGAAUACACCUUUGCUUCCUGUACAAAAAUGGACUGGAACGGAGGAUUUCAGGCCAGUUCAGGAUUUAAGAGAAGUUAACAAGAGGGUAGAGACUAUACACCCAACAGUACCCAACCCUUAUACCCUCCUGAGCCUGUUACCACCGAGUCAUCAAAUAUAUACAGUCCUAGAUUUAAAGGAUGCCUUUUUCUCCUUGCCGCUGGCCCCCUCCAGCCAGCCCAUUUUUGCAUUUGAAUAGACGGACCCUGAAGAAGGGGAAUUGGGACAGCUGACUUAGACUUGGUUGCCCCAGGGAUUUAAAAACUCUCCUACUCUGUUUGAUGAGGCUCUCAGCCAGGACUUAGGCACGUUCCAGAAAGAACAUCCAGAGGUCACCCUACUCCAAUAUGUGGACAACCUCCUCCUUGCUGCAGCAACUCAGAGUAAGUGCCAGGAAGCAACUGAGAUCCUGUUGAGGACUCUAGACAAAUUGGGGUACCGGGUGUCCGCUAAGAAAGCCCAACUUUGCGCCCCAAAAGCCACUUACCUGGGGUAUGAACUCAGCGGGGGAAAGAGAACUUUAUCUGCUAGCCGAAUACAGGCUAUUUUGAAAAUCCCGGUCCCAAAAACAAAGAAGCAGGUGCAGGAAUUCCUAGGGGCAGUAGGGUAUUGCCGCCUUUGGAUAUUAGGUUUUGCAGAGAUGGCAAAACCCCUUUACACCUGCACCAGGGGAAAGACUGAAGAACUAAAUUGGACUGAGAAUGAGACUAAGGCUUUUCAGGACCUUAAACAAGCCUUAGUCAGUGCGCCAGCAUUGGCGCUGCCAGACCUCACUAAGACGUUCCAGUUGCAUGUGGCAGAGGCCCAGGGAAUCGCGAAGGGGGUGCUAACCCAGCUCUUAGGGCCAUGGAAGAGGCCUGUGGCAUAUUUAUCCAAGAGACUAGACCCUGUAGCUGCAGGAUGGCCAGGCUGUCUGAGGGCGGUAGCAGCCACAGCCAUACUGGUCAAAGAAGCCUCAAAGCUCACCCUUGGGCAGGACUUACAGGUAGUGGCCCCCCAUGCCGUGGAAACCCUUCUGCGAAGCCCGCCUGAGCGGUGGCUUUCAAAUGCUCAUAUUACCCAGUACCAAGUGCUCCUGCUCGACCCUCCGCGGGUGAGCUUUCUUAAGACAGCAGCUCUAAACCCUGCAACCUUGCUGCCGGAUGAUGAUCCUGAGCAGCCCCUCCACAACUGUGUUGAAACCCUGUCCUCUUUGAGAAAUCUUCGAGAGGACCUGACUGACCAACCCCUCCGAGACCCGGAUGAGACUUUAUACACAGAUGGGAGCAGCUUCGUGGACAGAGGGACCAGGUACGCGGGAGCAGCGGUCGUGACAGCCGAUAAGGUAAUCUGGGCACAGGCGUUGGGACACGGGACAUCGGCUCAAAAGGCAGAAUUAAUUGCCCUCACCCAAGCGUUGCGGUGGGCAAAAGGAAAAACAGUAAACAUAUAUACUGACAGCCGAUAUGCUUUUGCUACGGUUCAUGUCCAUGGGGCCCUAUAUCAGGAAAGGGGACUCUUGGCAUCGGGAGGAAAGGAAAUAAAAAACGUCCAGGAGAUCCUCGCCCUCUUGGCAGCCCUCUGGCUGCCAAAGGUAGUAGCAGUCAUACACUGCAGGGGACACCAAUCAGCUGACACUCCGGAGGCGCGAGGAAACGCAUUUGCAGAUAAAACAGCAAAGGAGGCAGCCCAAAAACCAGUGGGGCCUCUACAUAUCCCGCCAGCUCUCCCGACAAAGGUCUUCGAAGAGACCCCCAUCUAUUCAGAGACUGAUAACGAACUGGGGAAGAGACUCCAUGUUAAGGAGGUAUCUGGAGGAUGGAGAGAAUUGCCCGACACCAGACUGUUCAUUCCGGAGGCCCUGGGAAGGGAACUCAUUUCUCAGGUCCAUCAGAGCACUCAUCUAGGGGGAACCAAGCUGGUAGAAUUGCUUAAACGAGACUAUUAUAUUCCUAAGCUCUUCCAGGUCUCAAAGGACAUUGCAAGGAGAUGCCACGUCUGUGCACAGGUAAACCCUGGGAGGCACUCCCCUUUGGCCCAAGGAACCAGACUCAGAGGAAGAAGUCCUGGAGAACAUUGGGAAGUAGACUUUACAGAAUUGCCCCCAGGGCGGGGAGGAUAUCGAUACCUGCUGGUUUUUAUUGACACAUUCUCCGGCUGGCCAGAAGCCUACCCUACCAAGUCUGAGGCAGCACAGAUAGUAGUUAAGAAAUUAGUUUCAGAAAUUAUUCCCAGGUUUGGCCUACCUGUUGCAAUGGGGUCCGACAAUGGCCUGGCAUUUAUUGCCCACAUCACUCAACUAUUGGCAAAAAUGUUAGGCAUAAGUUGGAAAUUACACUAUAGGCCUCAGAGUUCAGGGCAGGUAGAGAGGAUGAAUCGAACCCUAAAGGAAACGACAAAAUUAAAACUGGAGACUGGCGAAAACUGAGUAAGCCUCCUUCCUUUUGCCCUUCUCCGGGCCCGUUGUACCCCUUACGUAAAGGGCCUUACCCCCUUUGAGAUUCUGUUUGGCCGACCCCCACCACUGCUUCCCAAGCUAGGGGAAGAAGUGUUGGCAUCCCUUUCUAAUCAUAACCUCCUAAAGUCCCUACAGGCCUUACAGUUGAGUUCCAGACUUAACCACCAGCUGGUCCGAGAGGCUCACCGAGACCCAUCCCCUGGGACUACCCUGCACCACCCUGCAUUUCAACCAGGAGACCUAGUGUGGGUGCGGAAGCAUGAGCCAUCAUCCCUGGAGGCCAGAUGGACUGGACCCUUCACUGUUGUCCUCAGCACCCCAUCAGCGGUGAAGGUUGCGGGAAAAAAGCACUGGAUACAUCGGACCCAAAUCAAGAAGGCAGAAGCAGAGGACCAGCCAGAGAGAUGGACCAUCCUGCGCACCGAGGACCCCCUGAAAAUCCGACUCCGAAGGCAGUCCUCCUAUUCCUGA
Molecule: messenger RNA, 4635 nt
Organism: Eptesicus fuscus (big brown bat)
Lineage: Eukaryota; Metazoa; Chordata; Mammalia; Chiroptera; Vespertilionidae
Biological process (GO): virion assembly; proteolysis; DNA integration
Molecular function (GO): aspartic-type endopeptidase activity; RNA-DNA hybrid ribonuclease activity; zinc ion binding
Source: RefSeq, a predicted model, not a curated record